AAUGAAGCCUCAAAAUACUUGAGAGUGGGUGUUUGUUGGUUUUUGUUUUGUUUUAGUCUGCUUAUUUACUCCUUUUUCUCCACUAAACUAGGCCAAGCAAACAAGCCUGGUCAGUUCUUCUUCCUCCUUCUGACCUGGGCUGGCAUGGAGGCUUGGUGGUGCCGCUGUGAUUCCUGUUUUUUUCAGGGGAAGGCUGACACCUUAUGUUUGUACUCCAUCCCCACCCCCAAAUAAUUGGCACAUGAUACAAACAUUGGCCUGACUGCUCCAUGAGAGCAUCUCUGAAGCCCAUUUUAGGAAGACAGUUGAACACAGUGUGUUUGCUUGAGCAAGAUGAGGGCAAUUGAAGAGUGAACAGCUCCUGACUAAGCUGCCAAUUAAAAACUGGAUAUUCUGCUUCCCCCUGGAGAGGUGUGUAGGCUAAUGGAAGUGUGUUUCCUCUUAAAAUAUCUGUGGGAUUCAUUUUCUUUGGAUGGGUGACAGAGCACAGUGCUGACCUACCUGGGGGAGGUUGUACACAGACAAAUAUUGUUUGCAAAUCUUUAUAUAAUGGGAGAGUGGAGUGUUGUGGUUUCACAUUAUGCUUUUGUGGCUUCUCUCAAUUUCAGAGACUUCCUUGUUAGGGAGGGAGGGAAGGAGGAUUACUUCAGUUUUUGGCAAGCAGUUUAAGUUUUUAUUAAGUAGGUACCUGAUCCUGCCAGAGCUCAUCUUCCCUCUGUUCAGGGAUAAGUGAUAUGAACUGUACUGGACAGGUUGUUGGCACGUGUGUGUUUUGUGACCCUGUGUCACCGUGCCCCCCUCCACCCCCCUCAAUGAACUGAAUUAAAAUGGGAUUUUAGGCUUGUAGCUAGGCAGAGUGUCCACUGGCUAUGCUUAAUAAGGUAUGUGCCUGCCAGUCAAGGGGAUAGCAAACACGGCAUAGCAGCUGGUGGCGCAGCUCCCUCCGUUGUUCCUUCUUGUCCCUUCUGUGCUUGUGCCAGCAGGACACAGUACUCCACAGGACCACCCAGCCUCUUGGUGGGGAGGCUAGCCCUGCUGUCCGGAGCACGAGUGGGUCUCUGCACAGGCUCCUGAGCGAGUCACGGGGUUUUCCAGGUGGUGCAUUUAUGUUCUAGAGAGGCUGGUGCAGGUGAACCGCACCAGAAGCAGCCGAGUGCUGAAGCGUAGAGAGACAGAUAUACUGAAAUAGCUCUACCAGAGCAGACAGCUGGCCUGCUUCAUUUCAGCAACGGUACUUGGCAGCAAGGUCUGCUUGGAGCCAAAUCUUGUCUAUGUGUUUGUCACUCUGUCUCUUUUAAUACACUGCCCUGACUUGCUUGCUGUGAAGGGAGUAUGCAUCUGGAGAUCAAAGUUGCUCUUAACUUCAUCAUCUCAUACCUGUACAACAAGCUUCCUCGGAGGCGGGCAGACCUGUUUGGUGAGGAGCUAGAGCGCCUGCUGAAGAAGAAAUAUGAGGGUCACUGGUACCCAGAGAAGCCUCUGAAGGGAUCUGGCUAUCGCUGUGUCCAUAUAGGGGAGACUGUGGAUCCGGUGGUGGAGCUGGCGGCCAAGCGGAGUGGGCUGGCCGUGGAGGAUGUGCGUGCCAAUGUGCCAGAAGAGCUGAGUGUCUGGAUCGAUCCUUUUGAGGUUUCCUACCAGAUUGGUGAGAAGGGCUCCGUUAAGGUCUUGUACCUGGAUGACAGCGAGGGCUGCAGCGCAGCAGAGCUGGACAAAGAAAUCAAGAGCAGCUUCAACCCCGAUGCCCAGGUGUUCGUCCCCAUUGGCAGCCAGGACAACUCGCUGUCCAACUCUCCAUCCCCCUCCUUUGGCCAGUCGCCUAGCCCCACCUUCAUCCCUCGCUCUGCCCAGCCCAUCACUUUCACCACUGCCACGUUUGCUGCCACAAAGUUCGGCUCUACCAAGAUGAAGAAGGGUGGAGGAGCUGGAGGAGGCGGUGGCGGAGCAGGUGCUGCGCAGCAGCCGAGGAUGGUCAGGUCUCCCACUAACAACCUGCUGAAGCACAAGGGCCUCUCUCUGUCUAUGCACUCUCUGAACUUCAUCGGGAGCGCUGGGAGCCAAGCCCCGCAGUCGCAGCUCUCCCCCAAUGCCAAGGAGUUCGUUUACAGCGGUGGGUCACCAGGAGCCAGUAGCCUGUUCUUCGAUGGUGUUGCCAGUGAGAGCCAGGCUAGCAACAUCCCACCGGCAUCGCAGUUCAACACUGGUACCGGUGGUACCUUUGAUAUGGCUCAGGUCUUCGGUGGCAGCACCAACAGCCUCUUUUUGGAGAAGUCUCCCUUUGUGGAAGGACUCAGCUACAACCUGAAUGCCAUGCAGUAUCCCAGCCAGUCGUUCCAGCCUGUUGUCCUGGCCAACUGAACACAAGGAAGGAGAGUAUUUGGGGUGGGGAGGGAGGGGGGUGGGAAACAAGAACUAAAAAAAAAAAAGAGGGAGAGAAAAGAAAAAUAGAAAUAUACAGAAAAUAUUCAAAUCUUAUAAAUAUAGCUUCUUGGAAAAAGAGAGAGCCCAGUGUUGUUGCGCUGUGCUGGCCACGCUUCUGAAGCACUGACUUGUUUUUUAACUCAGUCCCUGUGCUUUUUUCCUACUAACUUUUUUACUCCUUUAAUGAGUCUUGGGUUUUUUGGUUUGUGUUCACCUUUCCCCUGCCCCACCCCAGGAAUGGUGCAAACAUAGGUCAUGAUGCUCCUGUCUCCCUGCACCCUCCCCAGCACUGGACACUUGAUUCUUCUACCUGGGGGUAGAGAUGGCUUUGUUCUGGGCUGUGUCCCCAGACACCUACUGCCUUGCUGGAGGCUGGGGGAGGGACAGGGAGAGGAUGAGUCAGUGUUGGCGGAGGUGCAUGCUUUUCUUGUGUGCUAGCCAGAAAUGGGUGAGUGGGCUUGCUUUUCUGUUACGGCUCUGCGUUCUGAGUGUAGACGGAGAGCAUCUACUGUGCCCACAGGCUAGAACUGCUGUGCUGUUGUUACUCGAAGCUCUCCAGACCAGGCUGGCAUCAGCUGUUCUGUUUGUGUGCUGAAAAAGCACUAACUCUUCUUUACUGUCUCCCAGCAAAUAGCAGGGAGGCCAGAGCAUUACUGUGAAAUGGCUUCUUCCUGCUCCCUUCCUCAUCUGCACUUCCAGCCAUGGAGGGAAGCUGCAGAAGAACGGCACUUUGAACUAAGUGACUGGUUAUAAUCCCCUUCUGCGUGUGAGCAAAGGGGCCUUUUCAUGGCCUCUUCGGGCCAGCUGGUUGGUUCAGAUGACAACCCUGUGGUGUAAAAACACUACACAUGUCCCUGCUGUGUGUGGGAGGUGGUGCUGAGCCAGGCAGCUGCACUUGGAUCCUGCCCCCACUUUGUGUACUUUCUCCCCACCAGCAAGGGCAGCAUCCACUGACGGUCACUUGGGGCAAUCUCCUAGGUCUGUGUCCUCAUUCCCUGCUGUGAAUUAAUCUUUUUAAUCUUUGAGAGGGAAUUCCUUUCUUUUUAGUUAGAGAGGCAGCACUGCUUUUGGAGAAGAGAAAGGACUAUAUUAUUGAAGCUGCUCUCUUGAAUGAUAGCCUAAAGGUUUGUGCUUUCAGUUAGGAAUAAAUCUGACUGAAUCCCCUCCUCAGCCCUUCUGGAGGAGUGGGAGGAGAUGGCUGAUCUGGUGCAGAAGGGAAGCGCCUAGUGUAAAUUCGUCAUUCCAGCCAGAUCAUGUCGGUGCAGACAGUGGCAGGCUUACUGCAGAGCAGGGAUGGACGCUCUGAAGCUGAGCGCGUGUCCCCACGUGUGAACCUACAGCAAGAGGGCCAGAAUCUGGCAGCGCCCCUGCAGCUUUUCCCAAGGCCGAUGCGCUGCAGCGGGGCAGUAAUGGCUUUUCAGCUAGGUCACUUCUGUGCCAGGGAGCCCGAAUCCCACCUUCAGGGGGAGGUGUGGAGGGCCUCUUUUUGCCAGGCAGGGCUGGUGGCUCCCUAGGUGGGAAGGAGGUCUCCUUGGAGGCUGUUGUGAGAGUAAAGAAGAGUGCAAAGAGAAAUGAGACGGAGAUGAGGCUCCAGGUAGUUUUGUUUCCAAAAAAAAAAAAAAAAUCUUUCUGCUGCCUCCCAGGUGUGUGGGUUUGGUUUUCUUUUAAGCAUGUCUCUGGAGCACCUUCUGAAACCUGCUUCUGCUGUAGCUGUUGAGAACUAGUAAGCUCUUUCCAGAUGUCCCUGUUUCAGGGGAGAUGGGCUUGAACUCAUGCUUUUCCCUCUGCCUUCCCUCAAGCUGAGAUAGAGGCACUCCAGCCCUCUUGUACUUGUGUUGCCAGUGAGCCUUUGCAGGGGAGAUGGGAUGUCCCAGGGAGACUGCCACUACCCAUAUCUCAUUAGGGAGAAUUUCCAGCACACCCCUUUCCCUCGCUGGGUGACUGGAAGAGGAAUGGUCCCAACCUUGUGCCCAGCCUCCGUUCCCAAGCAGGCUGCUUGCUGCUGUUAAGCUAUGACCAACACGGUGGGUGGGUGAGGAGAGUGGAGCCCAGGUCACUUCCCUCGAACUGGCAUCUGCAGCCUCAACCCUGCAGGUUUCCAGGCUAGGACAAGCUGCCCAGGAAUGGCUGAGCUGAUUUUUUCUUUUCUUUUUUUCCUCUCUCAUUAACCCCCUUACCAGUGUUACCACUGCCACCCCAUCCUUCCUCCCCAGGAGUAUGCUGCUGACGGCCAGCCAGCUUGCCACACUGGCCCGAGGAGCGCUCAGCCCGCAAUCAUGGGGUCCCAGCUGGCAUCCUGGCUCAGCCGCCUCCGUUUCUUCCACUGUUCCCACAUCUUCUGGCAAAGCCUUCUGUGAACCGCUGCCAUGGGACUGCGUGCCCUCCUCAGGCGUAGGAAGGGAGGGGAGAGGUGGGAUGCCCCCAACCACCUGCUUAUGUGUGUGAAGCUUUGAUGCCGCUUUGCCCUGCCACACGUAUUAUACCUGCUUUAAAAAUAGUGUGUGUGGAAGGAGGAAAAGGGGAGGGACCAACCUCUUUGUAUCUUAAAGGAAAAAAGCGUGCUUCAGAAACGUUCCUCCAGCAUCAGGCAGCAAUGGAAACUAACGGCCUUUUAGGGUCUUUUCUAGUCUUGGAUGUAGGCGUUCAGCUUCAAUUUUAUUUUUUAAAACCUGCACUAAUUUACCUUGUUUCUUAGGAAGAGAAGAGAGAAUUUUUUUUUAACUUUUAUUUUUUAUGGGUUUGUGUUCUUUUUGUUGAUGUCCGUUUGUAUUGAAUAAUUUGCUACAUUUGUAAAAUGUAAGAGGUAUAUAUAAUAUAUGUAUAUUUCUAACGUAAAAAAAUUGUAAUUUUUUUCUUUUCAAGAUUUUUUCUUAAAAAGAGGAGAGAAAAAUAUUUUUUCAGGAAAAAAACUUUAAAAAAAAAAGAAGCAGUGAAGAUUCCUUUCUCCCCACUCAGCCUCCCUCCUUUCCCUCCCAGCCCUCUCUGAGGAGUGAAUCGACAGUCGUCUUGUGGAGAGAAUGAGUGAAAGAGGACAGAAGUCUGUUUGUCUUUGAGUGGAGGGUUUCUGUGUGUGCUCUGCUUGGGUUUCUUUCCAAGAAGGGGGCUACUGAGAGUGGGAACCGGGGGGUUGCUGUCUUUUUUCUUUCUUUUUUUUCUUUAGCGAAGGAGGAAUACAAUCAGAGUUUUGUAUUCAGAAUGUUGUGCAAUAUUUUGGAACGGGACAUUGGUGUGUCUAGAGAUUUAGUUAAAAACAAAAACAAAAAGGUUGAUCAAAUCUGUACAGUUUCUAUUGUUCCAGAUUUUUUUAAGUUUGUAUUAAAAGCAUGAUAUAAUAA
Messenger RNA from Dromaius novaehollandiae (emu), 5753 nucleotides. It is a transcript of the gene TOB2, whose product is annotated as transducer of ERBB2, 2. The record is from RefSeq and is a predicted model, not a curated record. Gene Ontology annotation, biological process: regulation of gene expression. The coding region runs from base 1333 to 2355 and encodes 340 amino acids. The transcript has 2 exons. Lineage: Eukaryota; Metazoa; Chordata; Aves; Casuariiformes; Dromaiidae. Gene Ontology annotation, molecular function: transcription corepressor activity. Gene Ontology annotation, cellular component: cytoplasm; nucleus.